This is a messenger RNA of Gastrolobium bilobum, 5115 nucleotides long. RefSeq names its product calcium-transporting ATPase 1. The coding region runs from base 294 to 3344 and encodes 1016 amino acids. The record is from RefSeq and is a predicted model, not a curated record. Gene Ontology annotation, cellular component: intracellular membrane-bounded organelle; membrane. The transcript is spliced from 7 exons. Gene Ontology annotation, biological process: calcium ion transmembrane transport. Gene Ontology annotation, molecular function: calmodulin binding; ATP hydrolysis activity; ATP binding. Lineage: Eukaryota; Viridiplantae; Streptophyta; Magnoliopsida; Fabales; Fabaceae.
CUCGCUAACUGUUUGUGUCAUAGCGAAGCGUGCAUUUCGUGGGUUAGUGAAGGUGACGAUUGCGAUGAUUGUUGAUGCUACUUCAAGCCAAGAGAAGAUUUCUCAACUUUGAAGCUUUUGUGUCUUGGAAGGAUCUUACUGUGUCUUUUCUAUUCUUCUGCUUUUACACCAAGGGAAUAAGCAUACUUCAAUCUUACCGUUGAAAUCGUUUCCAAAAAUUACUUAACGCUCUUUAUUUUGCUGUUGAGUUGUGAGGUUGAGUGAGCUAAGUUAAAGCAAGAGAAAGAGAAUAGAUGGAGAGUUAUCUGAAUGAGAACUUUGGGGAUGUGAAGGCGAAGAACUCAUCGGAAGAAGCGCUUCAGAGAUGGAGGAAGCUCUGUUGGCUUGUUAAGAACCGUAAAAGGAGGUUUCGCUUCACUGCUAAUCUCUCCAAGCGAUUUGAAGCUGAAGCUAUCAGACGCUCCAAUCAGGAGAAAUUCAGAGUAGCAGUGUUGGUUUCACAAGCUGCACUUCAGUUUAUCAAUGGUCUAAAGUUGUCUAGUGAGUACAUUGUACCGGAGGAAGUUAAAGCUGCAGGUUUUGAAAUUUGUGCUGAUGAGUUGGGGUCAAUUGUUGAUGGACGUGAUGUGAAGAAGUUGAAAAUUCAUGAUGGGGUUGAGGGUAUCGCAAACAAAGUCAGUACCUCAGUCAAUGAUGGGAUAUCAACAUCUGAGCACUUGCUGAAUCUGAGAAAAGAAAUUUAUGGAAUUAAUAAAUUCAAUGAAAGCCCAAUCCGGGGAUUUUGGGUUUUUGUAUGGGAAGCCCUUCAAGAUACAACCCUCAUGAUACUUGCUUUAUGUGCCUUGAUCUCUUUGGUGGUUGGUAUAAUAAUGGAAGGGUGGCCCAAGGGUGCACAGGAUGGAAUUGGUAUUGUUGCAAGCAUAUUGCUUGUAGUGUUCGUCACUGCCACUAGUGAUUACAGACAAUCGUUGCAGUUUAAGGAUCUAGAUAGAGAGAAGAAAAAAAUUACAGUUCAGGUCACACGAAAUGGCUGUAGACAGAAGAUAUCAAUAUAUGAUCUACUUCCUGGUGAUGUUGUCCAUCUUAAUAUUGGAGAUCAGGUUCCUGCUGAUGGGCUUUUUGUGUCCGGUUUCUCUGUGUUGAUAAAUGAAUCAAGUUUGACAGGAGAAAGUGAACCAGUGAAUGUCAGUGACCGUAAUCGCUUUCUUCUCUCUGGAACCAAAGUCCAGGAUGGAUCAUGUAAGAUGCUUGUGACUGCUGUUGGAAUGAGGACCCAAUGGGGUAAACUAAUGGCUACUUUGAGUGAAGGGGGAGAUGAUGAGACUCCCUUGCAGGUAAAACUCAAUGGUGUGGCUACCAUUAUUGGGAAAAUAGGCCUCUUUUUCGCUGUUGUGACUUUUUCUGUGUUGGUCCAAGGGCUAUUUAGCCGCAAGCUGCGAGAAGGAUCCCAAUGGACGUGGUCUGGUGAUGAUGCUAUGGAAAUGGUGGAAUUCUUUGCUAUUGCUGUUACUAUUGUUGUUGUUGCUGUUCCUGAAGGUUUACCUUUAGCUGUAACAUUGAGCCUUGCUUUUGCCAUGAAAAAGAUGAUGAAUGAUAAGGCACUUGUCCGUAAUUUGGCUGCUUGUGAGACAAUGGGAUCUGCCACUACUAUCUGCAGUGACAAGACCGGCACACUAACUACUAACCAUAUGACUGUUGUAAAAGCUUGCGUAUGUGGGAAGAUUAAAGAAGUGAAUAGCUCUAAGGUCUCUUCUGAUUUCUCAUCUGAUCUUCCUGAUUCUGCUCUGGCAAUUCUACUUGAAUCAAUAUUUAACAACACUGGAGGAGAAGUUGUAAAAAACAAAGAUGAGAAGAUUGAGAUUCUGGGAUCACCAACUGAGACUGCACUCUUGGAAUUUGGGCUGUCACUGGGUGGUGAUUUCCUUAAGGAACGACAAGUGUUAAAACUUGUGAAAGUUGAACCAUUUAAUUCUGUAAAGAAGCGCAUGGGUGUGGUUCUACAGCUUCCUAAUGGUAGUUUCAGAGCACACUGCAAAGGUGCCUCUGAAAUAGUUCUAGCUGCAUGUGACAAAGUUGUGGACUCAAAUGGUGAGAUUGUUCCCCUUGAUGAAGACUCCAUCAAUCACUUGAAGGAUACAAUUGCAAAAUUUGCUGGUGAAGCUCUCCGAACCCUUUGCCUUGCUUACAUGGACAUUUGUGAUGAAUUUUUAGUUGAAGGACCUAUUCCUAUCAGGGGUUACACAUGCAUAGGAAUUGUGGGUAUUAAAGAUCCAGUUCGCCCUGGUGUUCGAGAGUCUGUCGCCAUUUGUAGGUCAGCUGGUAUUACUGUUAGGAUGGUUACCGGAGACAACAUAGACACUGCAAAGGCUAUUGCUAGAGAAUGUGGAAUUCUAACGGAUGGUAUAGCAAUUGAAGGCCCUGAAUUCCGUGAGAAGAGUGAGGAGGAAUUGCUUGAUAUCAUUCCAAAAAUUCAGGUAAUGGCUCGAUCUUCACCCAUGGAUAAGCAUGCCCUGGUGAAAUACUUAAGGACAACAUUUGAAGAGGUUGUUUCAGUUACUGGUGAUGGUACAAAUGAUGCUCCAGCACUUCAUGAAGCAGAUAUUGGGCUUGCAAUGGGCAUUGCUGGAACUGAGGUAGCAAAAGAAAGUGCCGAUGUAAUAAUACUAGAUGAUAACUUUUCCACUAUUGUGACAGUGGCCAAAUGGGGCCGUUCAGUCUACAUAAACAUACAGAAAUUUGUGCAGUUCCAGCUAACUGUAAAUAUUGUUGCUUUGAUCGUCAAUUUCUCUUCUGCCUGUUUGACCGGAAAUGCUCCACUUACUGCGGUUCAACUUCUAUGGGUCAACAUGAUUAUGGACACUCUUGGAGCACUUGCGCUAGCCACCGAACCUCCUAAUGACGACUUGAUGAAAAAACCACCUGUUGGUAGGAAAGGAAACUUCAUCAGUAAUGUGAUGUGGAGGAAUAUCUUGGGGCAGUCUAUGUAUCAAUUUGUCGUAAUCUGGUUCCUCCAGAGAAGAGGGAAAGUAGCUUUUCAUCUUGAUGGCCCAGAUUCUGAUCUGACGUUGAAUACACUCAUUUUCAACUCAUUUGUGUUCUGUCAGGUUUUCAAUGAGAUCAGUUCUAGAGAUAUGGAGAGGAUAAAUGUUUUUGAAGGUAUACUGAAGAAUUAUGUGUUUGUAGCUGUCCUCACUUGCACUAUCAUCUUCCAAAUCGUAAUUGUCGAAUUCUUGGGCACCUAUGCAAACACAUCUCCGCUUAGUUUGAAGCAGUGGUUUAGUAGCAUUCUCCUCGGAGUCCUUGGCAUGCCAAUUGCAGCAGCUUUAAAGAUGAUCCCCGUGUGAUCUGUCCAAAACCAUUUCUAAGAUAAAUUAGGUACAUUCUAGCUCAACUUUUGUUCUGACACGUAAAUCAAGGGUCUUGUUUGCUCCUUACCUCUUUAAAAAAAGCCAAUUAAAUGAAGAGUUUUCUUAGCGUGAAGUUCCAUAGGCUAACAAAUUAGAGGCUAGAUUUGGUACUUGAUUCUGGUGUCAGAGGAUAACAUCUGUACAUUUUGCAUGAUUGUCAGUGAAAUUUCAAAGUUGUGAUUUAUAUUGUAUAACUAAAACAUUACAUAUAAUGAGGCUAGUCUGCAAGAGGGUUUUAAUUUCUCUAAAAUUUGAAUGAUUUAUUAUUAUUAUUAUUGUUUGUGAAUUAUGAUGAUGUCGACCUACAGUUUCUCUCUAUUUAUUCUGUAAGAAGUGACAGAUGAGUUGUUUACAAAAUGCUUCUUGCGCGUGUUCUUUAUGCAUGCUAAUUGGAUCAUGGGUUGCUUCUUGAGUUUGAAUUGCUGAUGGGGCCAUCAGACUUUUUUUGGCUGGACCGAGGAAAUAGUGUUAGGGCUAAGUUUUUAUUGUGGCUGUCAAUAUAUCAAAUGCAGGAGAUAUGUCAGCUAGGUCGGAUUCUACUGGAAUUAAGAUUGGAGUUCAAAGCUUUUGAUGAUCCCAGUUAGGAUUUUCUGCUCUGUUUGAACUCGUUGUGGAUGACUGUGUAUCAAAAAUUCAAACGAAAAAGAGAAUUUAUGUAAUAGCCUUAUCCUCUAAGCUAGCAGUAAUGGUGAAAGCAACUUGGUAUUUUUAGGCAUUUUAGACUCAGUUAUAUUGUAUCUACUAGUAUGUAAUUACUAGAGUUACUGAUGAGCAAUUGAACUGGGGAAGUUCUUGAUGUUUGAGAUCUUGGGGAGGCAUCUUCCAUGGUGGAAAAUGUGCUUGGAUAUUUUGCCUAUCAACUGCAGGUAGGGUAGCUUCAAUUAUGAAUAUACGUGAUACUGCUAGGUCUCUGUCAUACUGAGGAGGAAACCGAUCAUCAUUUAUCCUUAAAUGUCUCAACUCUCAAGUCUCAACAAUAUUUUGGUUUAGCUGUGAAUGGAGUAUCCAUCUUGAAGUUUUUGAAGAUAUUUCCACUUGUCUGUGGUUCAUCUUUCUAUUAUUAGAAACAGAAUGUCUACUGUCCACUGGGCAUAGAUCAAGAAAGACUGCUUUUAACUUUUGCAUGUGGCUAUGGAAUGUAUCUGGUGGGAAAAGAAUUACGUUUACUCUUUACAUGCACAUAUUCCCAUCAUUUACUGGAGUUUAGGUGAAGCCCUGUCAAUUAAACGUAGUUUGCUUUCUCAUUGUGAUCACAAAUUAGCCAGGAAUAUUCGUUUAUACCUUUUAUUGGUGGAGACCAAAAUUGCAGUGUCCUUUAUGCAGAAGUAGAAAGUGCUUCAAUUUAAUCCCAAAUAUCAGAGGCUGUAGAAGCAAACUAAGGCUUUUCAGGUACUCAUGGAUGGAAAGGUUGAUUGGUCACUCUGAUAGUUGCGGAUGCCAUAGUGUCUCUUGUCAUGGACAUACUUAUUUUAUAGAAUAGAUAACUAAUUACAUUUGCUAGACUUCUACACAAUCCACACUAUUCUGUCAAAUGGGCAACUCCUGCUAAUGUAUCUUGUUUAAUCGAUUUUGCUUCGGUACCCUCUCAUAAUUUUCAUUGCUGAGGCCGUUGAAACAAAAGUAGGGGGAUGGAGUUCCAAGAGAGACUAGCACACCACAUUACAAGGCCUACCUUUCUUUUUCCUAACUUUCACUUCAUUACCUUGUU